GUUUUGGUUUGCUUUCAAUUUACAGAGGAAUGAGGUGACUCAACUGUGACUUACGUAGUGCAAGCAUAUUUUUCAUGAGUACUUAAUUUUCAAUGGGUUGAUAGCAUCAUCGGAAACAAAAUGAAGAUUCUUAUAAAGUUAAAACUAUCUAACUCUUCUGCCGUUUUUCUGUCGAAAUUUCUAUUCACCUUCUUGUUAAUAUUGAAUUCAUCUCAUGGGCUUGCUGAAACACAAUCGAAAAUUCUUCAAACAGACGAUGCGACGAAAAAUUCUCUGGCUGAAAUUUUUGGAAACAGCAGUACUGUCUCGAAUAGUACUCAUGUGGUAACUGCCAAUGAAACCAGUGUUACAAAUGAUACAUCAGUUGUGACUACAUCGACUACUCCUUCUCUGGAUGUUGUUUUACCUCAAAAAGGUUCAGCAGAAGAGGAACAUCACUCUAGUAUGGCCAUAUUUUUUGUAUUGAUUGUUAUGGCUCUGUGCAUUUUACUCAUUCACUGUUUGAUACAAACAAAUUUCCAGUACUUACCUGAAAGUGUAUCUGUUGUAUUUUUAGGAGCUUUAAUUGGAUUAAUUUUAAAGCUUAUUUCCAAUAGCAAUUUGGGGAAUUGGCAGAAAGAAGAAGCAUUUAAUCCUACAACUUUUUUCCUUGUUUUAUUACCACCAAUCAUGUAUGAAUCUGGUUAUAAUUUGCACAAAGGUAACUUCUUUCAAAACAUUGGAUCUAUUUUAGUCUUUGCUAUCUUUGGAACUGCAAUUUCAGCUUUUGUUAUUGGUGGAGGAGUGUAUCUUCUAGGAGUGGCUGAUGUUGCCUAUAAAUUAGAUUUUACUGAAAGCUUUGCAUUUGGAUCAUUAGUAUCAGCUGUAGAUCCUGUUGCAACCAUUGCAAUUUUCCAUGCUUUGGAUGUUGAACCUGUUUUAAACAUGUUGGUGUUUGGAGAAAGUAUACUAAAUGAUGCUGUUUCCAUUGUGUUAGCAACAACUGUGAUAGAGGCUGCUUCACCUGGUAUGGCAGGCAUGUCAGCAGGACAAGCUGUUCUUCAUGGCUUUGGAAGAUUUUUUCUGAUGUUUUUUGCAUCUGCAGCUAUAGGGGUUGUUUUUGCUUUAACUGCAGCUCUGUUAUUUAAAUAUGUUGAUCUUCGGAAGAACCCUUCUUUAGAAUUUGCUAUGAUUCUUGUGUUUACUUAUGCUCCCUAUGGAUUAGCAGAAGGUUUACACUUAUCAGGCAUUAUGUCCAUAUUAUUCAAUGGCAUUGUGAUGUCUCAUUACACUCACUUUAAUCUAUCACCUGUUACUCAAAUAACAAUGCAGCAAACUCUUAGAACCCUGGCCUUUUUUGCAGAAACUUGUGUAUUUGCAUACUUGGGUUUAGCUAUUUUCAGUUUUCGAUUGAUUAUCAAGCCAUCCUUAGUAAUUUGGAGCAUUGUAUUAUGCUUACUUGGACGAGCUCUUAACAUAUAUCCUUUGAGCUAUGUUGUAAACCAUUUCCGCGAGCACAAAAUAAAUAAGAAAAUGAUGUUCAUUAUGUGGUUCAGUGGUUUGAGAGGUGCUAUAUCAUAUGCCUUAGCUUUGCAUUUAGAAUUUGAAGAUGAGAAAAGACAUGUUAUUGUUACAACGACUCUGAUCAUUGUUUUGUUUACAACACUUGUACUUGGAGGAUCUACAAUGCCUUUGAUGAAGUUCUUGAAAGCUGGUAAGAAACCAAGAAGGAAGAGGAAGGGACAAAAUACUGAGAUUUCUCUGAGUAAAACGAAAGAAAUGGGUAAAACUAUUGAUGCUGAACAUUUGUCAGAAUUGACUGAAGAAGAGUAUGAAGUAAAUUUCAUGAAGAGCAACCUGAAAGGUUUUGUGAAAUUGGAUGUCAAAUAUUUGAUACCAUUUUUUACUAGAAGAUUUACACACCAGGAAGUAAAAGACUGCAAAAGUCAGAUGACAGAUUUGACAAAUCAGUGGUAUCAAGCAAUUCGAGGGCCAUCUGAAACUGAUUCUUCAGAUGAAGAGGUGGAUAUGUGACAAAGAAUUUCUUCUAAACGAACAAAAGAUGCCAAGUUCUGACAUACCAAUUUUUUAUAGAUCUGAACAUUAUAUGUUUGUAUAAAUAUAUACAAAUCAAAAGUUGGAUGUUAAAACAUCAUAAUGUCAAUGUAAAUAUUAAAUUUUUCAAUUUCUUGAAGACAUGUACCUCAUUCUUGUGUGAUCAAUGGAGCUUUCAUUUGAUAAUUAAAAAUGCGAAAAAAUAUAUUUAAAAACUGCUUAUUUUAAGAAUUAAUCUUCAGUUUAAUAUGUUUUAUUUAUUUAAAAUUAUUGCAUAUAAAUUAUGAAAUUGCAUUAUAUUUGAUCAUUGGAUGUAUAAAAAUUGCUCAUACAAUUUUGCAGCUUUUGUCCAAAUUCUGUAGUGAGAAGUCGAUUGUUUCGAUUAAUAUUACCUGUCUGUAUAUUUAUUAAGAAUCAAACUGUAGAUUUAAUUCUUAAUGUCUUGUCAAAUUAGUCUUUAGUAGUGAUUUGAUUGUUAGUGAUUUCAAAGGUUGUUUUUUUUUAUGUAACUGUAUAAAGAUUUAUUGUUUUUGAAACAUGUUCCUAUAUUAUAAGGAAUACGCUCAGAUACUUUAAGCAGUAUUUUAUUAUUUCAUGUUGAAAUGUUAGCUAUCUUUUCUUAAAAUGACUAUCUUUAUUUUUUGUGUUUCUGAGAAAUUCUCAAAUUUUUAAAUAUAGACAAAUAAUAAUCAUAUUUAAAAAUAUUUUUUAAAGACUUUUUUUUUUCUACAAAAAUUUCUUUGUUAGAUUAUUUUAUAUUUCUAUUUCAAUAAUGCUUGAUGAUCCAAUGUAAUUAAGUAAUGUUAUGUGUUCUUUGCAAUGACUAAUAUUUGUGUGUAGUUAUAUAAUAAUAGUUGCCAAGUUUUCUUGUUUUUAUAAUCUUUUAGUUUCUAUCUCAAAAUAAAAAAUAAAAAAAUAAAAAAAAAUAAAUCAAGCAAUUUGGAAUUAUUAAAAUUAAAUAAUAAAAAAAACAGUAUGGAAUGCUUUUCUUUUUCUUUUGUAGAUAUUAAUUUGGAAUGGGGAAAUUAUCUGUUUUAAUAAUUAUAAUAAAUUUUUUUAAAGUGCUACUCCUGCCAAAAUAAUGUACAUGUAUAUAAGAUUAAAUCUUUUGUAUGUAUAUAGGCAUCUUUAUUAUGAGGUCUUCAUAAGAAAUUGAUUAUUUUUAUUACCUUUGUCAAAAAUUUAGUAGCUAUUGAGCAGAUCUGACAUUUCAGUUAUACUUUGCAGAAUUAAUGUACGAAUUUUAAAGUACCUUCAGUUAUAUUUGAUCUCAUUUAGAAUGGAAUUUCUCUUGGUUAUCUUGACCUUUUUUUAAAAAUAUAAGCAUGAGAUGUAUUUUAAAACUUUUGACUGUUAUAAAAAUGCUAUUUCUUUAAUCUCAUUGCAUAUAGAUUCGUAUCUUAUUUUUUAAUUUCAUAGUUAAAAUUAUUUAGAAUUUGAUAGUAGGAAUUUGUCAUGGAGUUGUGCAUAUCGAACAAAGUUUGUUAUUGUUAGUAAGUAACUUUCCUCCUCUCCAUCCCGCCAUUCAGCCUAGCAUUAUAAAGAUUUUCGAUAGAAAAUAUAGGUUUCAUUAAAAUAGUUCUUUAUUUAAUCCUGAUAUAUCAUUGAAAAAAUAGAAAUUGGGUAAUCUUCUAAGCAAAUGUGUGUCAGUAUUUUCCUCUCUCCCUUGCAUUAGAAAUUAUUCUUAAAAAAAUGUUUAAAAUUUGAUUAUCAUAAUUAAAUUACUACUUCUUUAUCAUGAAGUUAACUUUUGCAGAUUAUUUAUUUGCUUAAAAAGUUUUCUUGCCAGAAUAUGUAUAGAUAAAUUUUUAAGAUGUCAAUAAGUAUAAAUGUGUACUAAAUUUGGUAUUAAAAUAUAUAUAAACUAAAAAAAAAAUGUUCUGUUUGUUGAACUAUAUAUAAAUGGAAUCUUUGAAUGUUUUGAAUAUAAAGUUGAAAUUUAUUUUGUGUGUUGUGAAACAUGUUUUAAAAAAAUCCUUGGGAUUUGUGUUUUGAAAUCUUGUUUUAUUUGAUUAUAUAAAUAUAUAUAUUUAAGAGAAAACUUUAUUCAAAAAUAAUUUUCCAUAUCUUUCAUUUAUUAUUUCAGUUUUUAAUUAUUUAUUUGUACCAUUUCUUUAUGACAUUGAUUUUCCUUUAUAUAAGUACUUUGUAUAGUUUUUUUUUUAAGUAUGUUCCGAAACACACUAUUUUACAAAAAUCUUUUCUUUAUAUAUAAAAUAUUAAUUUUAUAAAUUCAAAUUACACUUUAUUUUAAAAAAUCAAUUGGAUAUAAUUAUAACUUUUUUAAGAAAACAAAUUUUUUAAUGAUUGUUGCUUGAUUUACUGUUAGUCAAUCUGUAUAUGCAGAUUACCUAGUCAUUUUAAUUAAGUCAUGUUUGUUUUUAGCACCAUCUUCCCUACUUGUGUGAUGAUUUAAUAAUAUGAUAUAGAUGUAUGAAUUGAUGUUUUGUUCAUCAGAAUGGCUAUUGUUAUAAUAUUAAUCAAGAAAAUUGCUGCACUUUGGUACACCAUGUAAUUGACUUACAAUGGUGAAGUGUGAUAUUUAACCAAAUUUUUAUGAUGCAUGUUUUGAAUUUCAAUUAAAAAAAGCCAUUGUUUUACUAA
Argiope bruennichi is the source of this 4638-nucleotide messenger RNA. RefSeq names its product sodium/hydrogen exchanger 8-like (gene Nhe1). Lineage: Eukaryota; Metazoa; Arthropoda; Arachnida; Araneae; Araneidae. Gene Ontology annotation, cellular component: Golgi apparatus; membrane. The coding region runs from base 121 to 2013 and encodes 630 amino acids. Gene Ontology annotation, biological process: proton transmembrane transport; sodium ion transport; regulation of pH. The transcript is spliced from 16 exons. Gene Ontology annotation, molecular function: sodium:proton antiporter activity. The record is from RefSeq and is a predicted model, not a curated record.